UUUAUUGUCUUCCCUCUGCAGGUGAGGCGAUACAUUUAGCUCGUGAUUUUGGUUACGUGUGCGAGACAGAAUUCCCAGCCCGACAAGUCUCGGAGUACGUCUUGAGACAACAUUCAGAUCCAUCAGAUAUCCAGACGAGAAGACAAAUGGUGCUAGCGGCCAAACAAAUUACGAAAGAGCUACAGGACGUGUUAUGUCAGGAUCGUACCCCUAUUGGUAACACGCGACCACAGCCCAUCCUAGAGCCGUCCAUCCAGCGCUGUCUCACGCACUUUAGCCUCAUCUCACAUGGUUUCGGUACGCCGGCCCUAUCGGCGGCCUUCGCCACCUUGCAGAACUGCCUGACGGAGAUGCUCAAGUACAUCGAGAAGGCCUUUCCUAACAGUAUUCCCCCGCAUCCCACGACGCCAAGCUCCGGUGGCAACGUUGUCAACAAAAUGGACGGCAGCCCGUCGAAAGGUGACGACAAAAACGACAAUCGCGCAAAGGACAUUGUAUGAGGAAUAACUUUUCGAACAAAAGAAACCAAAAAAAGCGAAAAGGACGAACACUUCUCGGAUGUGGACAUAUUGUUAACACUUUGGACACCAGUGUCACACUACAUGAGGUGGCGUACAGGACUUAAUGGUGCCGAGGAUGUUCAAAAGACUCUUUGCAGCAGGAUGAGUUUUUUUCAACAGUUUCGGAGGCAGGGUUAAAUACAUUUUACAUUUAACAAAAUUAAGAUGGAAAUUAAAUGUGUUUAUAUAUAGUGUAUGAAAGAUGUCAGAGAAUUUUGUUUGAUGGAUUUUUGAAGAAAAAAAGAUAGAAGAUGUUGCUGUUGUUUUUCAGUUUCGGUUGACUGCCCAUCCCCCUGUACAAAGGUUAUUUGAUAUGGUAUAAUGUACAUAGAUGUCAUUCCUACGGUGGCCGUUUAAUGGCUUGCCAAUGGUAGUAACUUCAAGAUAAUCGCGGACAAGUGCAAAUCUGAAGACGGGCGGAAGGACGUCGCAAUUUUAUUUGCCUGUGUUCUUCCUUGGUAGCAUGCGCUGUGCUAGCGGGUUUAAACACUUCCUCAUCAUAGCCCCUUCUUGAUCAUGUGAUGAUCUUAACGUUGUUCAUGGAUUGUGAGAAUAUACGGGUUAAUAUGUAUUGUUAUAGCACAUAGCUAACUUAAUUCACGUUAACAACUCAACACUGGAACUUUGAACCAGGUAAAUGACAAUCAAACAAAGUAGUUUAAGUUUUUUUUUUGUAUUGGUUUUUUUUUUUUUUUACAUUGUGCUUAUUUCACAUCUAGCCCACCGAGAGCACGUGCUCAGAAAAGUCAAAAUUAAGUGCAAGUAAGCAAAAAUGUUUUUACGAUUUUUUAACAUGAUCCUGCGACAAGAAACAAAAGCAAACAAUUUUAAAACUAUAUAUCUACAUAAAUCAACCAAAGGUAUUUCGAGGAUGUGUGCCUGUGUGUAUUACAAAAUGCUUGUCAAACUUAUGAAUUAUCUCGAUUAUUUCAUUCAAUUAUUUUAAUCAUGUUCCUGCGUUAAUCCAUGAAUCAAUGACAUGAAGCUGAUCUUGGGGUUUACAAGGAAUAAUAAGCAAGAUUUGCCCACCUAUCUAUGUGCCAAAAAAAAUAAAGUAUUGUAUUCGUGUUAUAUGACAAGAUUAUGUUUAGGUUGUUUAAGAUUAUCAGAAAUAUUUUACAGAAGCAUGACAAUCAUUCUGUUCUUUUCGCUUUUACAAGCAUCUCAACGCUGUAUUCAACGGGAACGGAAAAUAUCAGUGAGAUUUAGAUAUGCGUAGUGGGUCGAUGAAAUGUGAAUCUAUAUUAUUGUGUUCAAUUUCUCUAAAGUAUAAAGGAAAACAGUUACGAUACGCCUGAUACAAGAAUAUAACAACGGGAAUUUUGAUUCGAGGAUGUUUCUUUCGAAAUGAUGUAAGUGAAUUUAAGCUAUUGACAAUCAAUUUUUGUUUUACUGGUGUAGAAAAUGUACAUAAUUUUCAGAUUGCUAUGGGAGUACUACUCCCAAGUUAAGUGUUAGGUAUCAGUGGAAAUAACAAAGUGUUUUAUUUUGAAGUAACAGUCGUGCAAAGCGUGUGUUUUAAUAACCUGUUUGAGUUAACAUAAUGCGAUGAGGUGGAAUAGCCCUUUUUCCUUUCAUUCCUCUCAUAAAAUUCAUCAGAGUAUAUCAAGGUGACUACAACAGAUCAGAUCAGAUAAGGUUAAGCUGUCUAAAAAAUCGUCUUUUGAGAAGCAUCUUGGAUUUAAAUAUUUAUUAUUCCAGUAAGAACCGGUGACAUUAUAUCCAAAUAAGAAUACAUCUUUUCUUGUUUAUCUCGAGACAUUCGGUAUCCCCUGUGAAGGGCAUUACACCUUAUCCAAUUCUUUGGAAUUUCGCAGUUCACUGUUAUCAUGGAGCGUGUAAUUGCGUAGUCAUAUUCCAUUUCUCUUCGACACGAGAAUGUUUGGAUUAAGUUCAGAUAUGGGGGAAACACGUUGGUGGGAAUGGAGUUUUGUCGUAUCGUAUCGUUUGAUUGUGAAUGUUUGAACACAACCAUACUACACAGAACUGUGUUUCGUCCCCUUGUUAGUGCUUAAUAUCCAUGUUCCUAUAUUUCCCCAAUGUCUUCAAUUUACUCAUCUUUAUUUCUCCGAUAUGAUGUGUCAGGUAUGAGAUAAAUUGGACAUCUUGACUGUUCUAUGCAACAAGAUAUAUAUAAUAAUGAAAUGGGUCUGACAACGAUUCAUAAUAUGAUCGAAUUGGCCACUCUCUAAGAAAGAAAUACAUUUGUCUUACCGUCCUGUAAAAAGAAGGCCUAUCUUUGAUAUAUUUUUUAAAGAAUUACAUUAUCGGCUUAUCAUAUUCAUAUGAUAAUGAAAACGAGGGAGCAUUGUUAAUAAUUUUGUCCAAAUAUUAGCACUGACUAGUGGCUCCGUAACGAGACUACAAAUUUUUGACCAAAGAGGGCAGUCAAUAUAAUUUCAUUUAAUUUCUAAUCACAAGAAAAUACAGUUCAAUGUGUUCUUGUUUUAUGUGGUGUUUGUUCUGUUUGUGUUUUAUAUCUGGUCCAGUGUCUCUUUUAUAUGGCUGGACAAUAAUAUUUAGCAAACUUCGUUUGAUAGACAGAACUUUGUAUAGAUAAUUGCAGAUGAUCUGGUUGUUCUACUGUUGAAUGGUCUCGUAAACUGCCAAAGUGUUAUUAUCGAAUGCAAAAAGAGAGCACGUGUCUUUUUUAAAUGUACCCACCGAAAGACCGAAUCGAGUCAUGUGACUUCCAAAUAUGGCGGCUGAUUGCGGUUCAUCUCAGUAUUUCUUUCGAAGACACAAUAAAAUAGGACGAGCAGUUUCUGAUUUUAAAUAUUCACUAUGUUUACAAUUAUAUUUCUACAUAUGACAAUUUAUUUAAGCAGCACUUCGUGUGGCCGGUUUAAGCUUUGAAACUUACUAUUUUAGAGCGGAAAGUAUAUGGAUAUUCGUUUUAUUCUUCUUACAAUUUUUUUCUUACUUCUGCAUGUUUUCCAAAUCAAAUUAUUUUAAUCUCACCCCCAUACCCAAAUAAGUGGUUAGAAUGACUAAAUCUUGUUUUUAUUAUCUGUUUGUUUUGUCACAAAGAAAAAUAUUAACUUGGCUUAUUUCUAGGUUACAUAUUUCCUUUGAGUAAGUCACUAUGAAUAUAUUUUCCUUUGAUUCCAUUAUGAAAUUCAAUUUCAAAAGGAAUAUUAAGAAGACAUAUUGUCAACCAUCCUUCAUGUUGAACUGAAACGAAUGACGGGUAGGAAAUGGUUAUAUCAUACGAAAUAUUGUUGAUUUUUAUUAAUUUCAGCUUUUACAGUACAAUGAAUUAUUCAAAGGUUAGAUGGAAAUAGUGAAGAUGAAAAUACAUUAUGAAUUUGUACAUGAAGAUGAAAGAAAAAUGUUUGUUCACGUUGAAUAUCCGUAUGUCCUAUUCUUUUAGUACCUGUCAUUAUUGCUAUUCAUAAUAUCAACAUAAAUUGCUUUGUUUUAGGCCUACUAUUGAAUGUACUCUGCAUGCUUGCUUUAAGCAUUCUUCGCUUUUCCACACGAAACCAAAGUCCCUUUUUGUUUUCAUUUGAGUCUUCAUUUUACUCAAGAAACAAUUUGAAUUCAAGUAAAACCCCAAACUAUCGUUUAAAAUAAAAGAAAUUGUAAUAAAAUGCUUUUGAGUACUUAUGUAAUUGCAUUUUUUGUUAUUGUGCAUGAGCAGUGUGUCUGCCAAGCGUCACUCUAUGUUUGCAUGAACUUUCGCCUAGAAUGUUAAAUAGAUUAUCGUCUUUCUCUCACGAGUUCAUCGGCAUUGAAUGAUUCGAAAAGAUGUCUGUUUGAAACAAAUUACUACUGAAUGGGAAAACGAUAUAUGUCUUAUUUUUCCAUCAAGGGAACGUGUUUAAUUUUUUUUUCAUGGUUAAACAAGUAUUGCGCGUGAACAAUCGGUUAUUUUACGCGCAAACUUAUACAUCAACCUAAAUCAGUAUUCAACCUAAUGUAGUGAUUUGACGAUCUAAUUUUGCUGGUCCCUCUGCGGAUCCAUUAUCAAUGACUGUAGAGGUAUCAGCAAAAUAGUUCGACUGCGUCUCCUUUGUGUUAUGCUAAUUUUUAUAACGCUCUUUCAUUCUGUUGUUUCACGUCACUGCAAAAACUACGGUGUUUUAAUAACACCAGUCGGUGUUUUUAGUGUACCAAACCAUCUGGUGUUAAAAUACACCAUAUAAUUUUACCAUAACACCACAUAGUGAUGAAAUAAUAAACAGGGUGUGUUAUAAUACUAAUGGGUGUCGAAGUAACACCGCGAAUUUUAACACUUAAGCAACAUGCUUCGUGCGGUCUUGGUAGAGCGCCAAUUGCUGUAGUUUGAACACCGUUGUUUUUGCAGUGGGUAUAUCUUCGAUUUUAUGUGCUCUCAAGUUGUAUGUCUUUAAAUUUUGGAAGAAAAACAAAGUGGUGGAUUUGAUCAUAUUUUGGGGUCAUCGAAUUUGCUUCUGUGGUAUUAAAUGAAUACUCGGUGAGUUCGGUGAUCGCCGUUCUGAUUCUGUUGUAUUCAGAUAUGAGGUUGAUCAUUAUUAUUGUGUUGAGCGACAGAUAUGUCUAGUAGUUUGUAAACAUUUUCUGUAGAUUAUUAUGAGUUGAAACCUAUCUGAGGAAAGAUAUCGUAAAUAAAAUUCGAAAACCGA
Messenger RNA from Lytechinus pictus (painted urchin), 5167 nucleotides. Its product is annotated as transcription factor AP-2-beta-like. Gene Ontology annotation, cellular component: nucleus. The record is from RefSeq and is a predicted model, not a curated record. Gene Ontology annotation, molecular function: DNA-binding transcription factor activity, RNA polymerase II-specific; RNA polymerase II transcription regulatory region sequence-specific DNA binding. Gene Ontology annotation, biological process: anatomical structure development; regulation of cell population proliferation; regulation of transcription by RNA polymerase II. Bases 147 to 500 code for a protein of 117 amino acids. The transcript is spliced from 2 exons. NCBI's taxonomy places the organism in Eukaryota, Metazoa, Echinodermata, Echinoidea, Temnopleuroida, Toxopneustidae.